Sinocyclocheilus anshuiensis is the source of this 1899-nucleotide messenger RNA. Its product is annotated as endothelin B receptor-like. Gene Ontology annotation, molecular function: endothelin receptor activity. The coding region runs from base 1 to 1899 and encodes 632 amino acids. The record is from RefSeq and is a predicted model, not a curated record. Gene Ontology annotation, biological process: developmental pigmentation; endothelin receptor signaling pathway; regulation of blood pressure. NCBI's taxonomy places the organism in Eukaryota, Metazoa, Chordata, Actinopteri, Cypriniformes, Cyprinidae. Gene Ontology annotation, cellular component: plasma membrane. The transcript is spliced from 11 exons.
AUGACCCCCAAGUUCUUAACCUGGCGAGAAGGAGAAACGGAGGAACCAUCAAUGGAUAAAGAAAAACUACAGGACCUAGAGAGAAUAGAGUCUGUGAUGUGGGCAGAUGUUCAUGCGUCACCUGGGCUCCUUGUAACAGCUGUUGCUCCUGCAUGCGCUCGCAAUGAACGAGCCUUUGACACGCCUGAACCUGAGAGCAGAUCUCCCACCACAUCCUUACUGGAAAUCAGCCUGGUGUUUCAUGCAUGGAGGGGAAAACACUGGAAAUCAUCUGCUGACCAACCCAGCUUACUCUGCGUCCUGGAGUCUGGAGUGAAUGUUGAAUGUGAACCGAUGGAGCUUCUCAAGGCCAGAGGAACAGGUUGGAAGGACGUGAACGUGUGGCUGAAGGUCUGCAUGAACCUUCAAAGCGCUGAGAUUCACCCUUCAGACGAUAUAGAUCAACAGCCCCGCAGCUGUAACUCAGUCAGGUCUUUUCACAUGGAGGGGCCCGUCAUUGUCCUGCUAUUGCUGUGUUUUAAUAGUUCACUCGGGUUCAUUAGUGCUCAGACAACAGACAAACCUCCUGAUGAUGCAAAGAAUAUCUCAUGGAAACCACUGAACGCCACAGCAAACAAAACCCCGAUGUGUUCUGGACCAGCACGGAUCAAAGACGCCUUCAAGUACAUCAACAGCAUUGUCUCAUGUUUCGUAUUCCUGUUCGGGAUGGUUGGAAACCUGACUCUCCUGAGAAUAAUCAAAGAACACAAAUGCAUGAGAAAUGGACCCUAUAUUCUCAUCGGCAGUCUGGCUUUAGGCGACAUUUUGCACGUCUUGAUUGGCAUACCCAUCAAUGUUUAUAAGCUCCUGGCGGUGGACUGGCCAUUUGGUGUCCUGCUCUGUAAACUGGUGCCGUUUAUUCAGAAAACCUCCGUUGGGAUAACGGUACUGAGCCUGUGCGCUCUGAGCAUAGACAGGUACAGAGUCGUUGCAUCCAGGAGUCAUAUCAAAGGUCUUGGUUUUCCCAAAUGGACUGCUAUCAAACUGUCUUUAAUAUGGACAAUAUCAACAUUGCUGGCUGUUCCGGAGGCCGUCGCGUUUGAUUUGAUUACGAUGGAUUACAGAGGCGAGCAUCUUCGGAUAUGCCUCCUUCAUCCUGUACAAUCCACUCCAUUCAUGCAGUUUUAUAAAAUGGCCAAAGACUGGUGGCUCUUUGGGUUUUAUUUCAUCGUGCCGCUGGCGUGCACCGCCGUCUUUUACUCGCUGAUGACUUGGAGGAUCUUAAGCGGAAGCGUUAAGUUGGACAAACACAUAAAGCAGAGACAUGAAGUGGCCUGGACGGUUUUCUGUCUGGUUCUUGUGUUUGCAAUUUGCUGGUUUCCUCUUCACCUCAGCAGGAUCCUCAAGUUAACCAUCUAUGAUGAACACGAUCCCAACAGAUGCAAAUUACUGAGCACGUUUCUUGUUCUCGACUACAUCGGCCUCAACAUGGCGUCUGUGAACUCGUGCAUCAACCCAAUGGCUCUGUAUGUGGUCAGCAAAAGAUUCAAAAACUACUUCAAGGUAACAUGUGUUUCUCACUUCCUUGCUGCUGUUCCACAUGUCACUUUACCUUCUCAACUCCUGCCAGUGAGUCACUUAUACCACAACGCUGAGGACAUGCUGUCACACCAGCUUCUGGAGUCCUGGAGGAGAGUUUUCCCUUCGGUGGCUCGUUUCCAAGAGCGGCUGUUUAGUCAGAUUGAUGGAAAUGAGAUAAAAUAUUCAUUGAACUAUCUGGGGAAUCUGCCCAACAGGCUUCAGUCUGGCUCCAAAUGCUGUCCAUAUGGCAAUUAUGUGCAGCAGCGUUGCAGAAGUGUUGGUCUGAUGCCUGCUGGCAGACGGAGGCAGAUCUGCUCGUAUCUGAUGUGUGUGGAGUGA